Messenger RNA from Diplodia corticola, 1719 nucleotides. RefSeq names its product thiopurine s-methyltransferase. The transcript is spliced from 4 exons. Lineage: Eukaryota; Fungi; Ascomycota; Dothideomycetes; Botryosphaeriales; Botryosphaeriaceae. Gene Ontology annotation, molecular function: zinc ion binding; DNA-binding transcription factor activity, RNA polymerase II-specific. The record is from RefSeq and is a predicted model, not a curated record. Gene Ontology annotation, biological process: regulation of DNA-templated transcription. The coding region runs from base 1 to 1719 and encodes 572 amino acids.
AUGAAGUAUAAACAGACCAGAGUUUGUGGCACUUGCAGAGCCCACAAAAUAGGUUGCGACGGAAAGCGCCCGUCAUGUUCCCAGUGUUCGUUUACGGGACGGAACUGUGCCGGCUACCAGCUUGCAACGGUAUUCAUUUCUUACUCGGCAGCUGCAUCGCCGAGAACCCCCAGAACGGUCUCGUCUGCCAAGGCAUCCUCUGCAAAACAAAAGCAUAUCACUCAGAGAAUUGGCCAGUAUUCUAUACCCGCUUCUCUAAACGGCAUCACCGCCCAGGAGUUCGCGACUGUGAUUCUCAACUGCUACAUUCCCACCAACAAACAUAACCUUUCCAUUGCCGAUACGAGCACUACGCAAGUAUGUGGAGCCUGGGUAAACAUACUUCCCCGGCUGGUCGACAAGCCAUUCCUCGGCAGUCUCAUCUCGUCGGCUGUGAAGACAUUCGCGGCCGCCAUCCUCGAACGAACCCCGGAGGGAAGACAUCUCACCUCCCAAAACUUCGAAGACUACAACUCGACCCUCUAUCACCUGAAAGACGCUUUGUCAUCUCCAAAACGCUUUUUCAUCGAGACCGCAGCUGCAAUCAGCUGCCUAGCCAUGUCCGAACUGCUGCUACCAACAUCCCAAACAGCUUUCGACACGCACCUCCACGGCCUCGGCGCCCUGAUCCAAUCCCACCCACCCUCAGCAUUCGCCUCCGACACCGCCUUCCACGCCGUCUUCGUCGGCACCAGGCCUCUCUUCAUCUUCCAAGCCCUCACCGCCCGCACCCCGACCUUCCUCUCCCAGCGCCCCUGGACCACGACCCCGUUCCGCCACCACCCCGCAUCGGACAUGCAGCGCCUCCUCAGCGACGUCGCCAUCCUCCCGUCGAUCCUACACGAGGUAGACGGCCUCCUCCUCCUCCUCGUACGCACACCAGACUCGCAGGACGGCGCAACGGAAGCGUCAACAGCGUCACUCGCCACCGCAGCCGCAGCCGCAGCCGCCAACCUCCGCUCCCGCCUCCACCGCGUCCUCGCCCGCCUCGAGACAUGGAACCGCCAUCGCUUCCAAAGCGAAAAUGCGGCGACGACGGUGUUACCUGACCUUUCCCCCCAUAUUCCUGGCGACGCUGGUGCCACUCAUGAUCGGGAGAACUCAUACGGACGAUCGGGUCCGUGUUGCGCGACGAGUGCUGCCGGCUCGUGUUGUUGUUGUUGUUGUUGUGCUCCGCGGUUCCCCAGCCUGCUGGCCGCGAACGUCAGCGUGCAUGCGUGGGCGUUUGGGAUUGUUUGUCUGGAGGAGGUGGAGAGGGUGGAUCGGGUGGUGGGGGCGGCGGUGGGGGCGGCGGUGGGGGCGGCGGCGGAGAGGGGGUGGGGUGGUGGAGGUCUUGUCGAUGAUGGUGGUGGUGAUGAUGAUGACGCUGGAGGGUACUGGCGGUCGCAUGAGGAGGGAGGGGGAGGAGGAUUGGGAGGGGAUCUGCGGUCGAGAGCAGUCGACUUGGCUGUCAAGGUAUCCCGAAGCAUUGAGUACCUGGUGCAAGAUGAGAUGAAACUGUUCGGGCCGGCGUCGGCCAUCUUCCCGCUGCAGGCCGCGUAUAGGACGCUGUGCAGAGAUCCGGGGGGCAAUGCGCGGGAGAUUGAACGGUGUCGGGACUUCUUCGAGCGGAUUCGGAGGAAGGGGUAUCGGGCCAAGAAGUACUUCCCGCCGGAUUCGGCGGAGCUGAGAGGUCAAUGA